This is a messenger RNA of Cajanus cajan (pigeon pea), 827 nucleotides long. RefSeq lists its product as uncharacterized. The record is from RefSeq and is a predicted model, not a curated record. NCBI's taxonomy places the organism in Eukaryota, Viridiplantae, Streptophyta, Magnoliopsida, Fabales, Fabaceae.
GCAAUGAUAAAAUAAAAUAAAAAGAAAAAAGAUGAUGUCCUUUCUCUCUCUGGAAUCGUAAUUCAACUCUUCUCUUUCUCUUUCUCUUCUCUUCUGUGGAAGAAGCAGAAGUAGUUAGAGAAAGAUGCUGGAGAACCUUCAGGCUGCUCCGGCAACGGAAUCGGGCACGGUGGUGAAGCGCUAUGCUCCUCCCAACCAGAGGAACCGUUCUGCCAACAGGCGCAAGUCAUCUGAUCGGCUUGAUCGGACAAACAGUAUCGGGAAUGACUUAGAAAAGAAUCAAAUUGCUUCUUCAAGAAGUGUUCACAUUCCAGAUCAUGGAGAUGCUGGUAGCAGUAAUGUUCUCAAUGAGAAUCACUAUUCAAGAUUCAUAGCUUUAGAAGGGUGUAGUUACAGUGCAGCUGCCCAGCUUCUUAAUGAUCGUUGGACAGCUGCAAUACAGUCCUACAAUAAUCCCAAAGAUUCAUCUGAAAAACCAGUUAUGUAUUCAAGUGGGACAUCAGUAUGGAAUCAGUUCAGACACCCCCCUAAUCAGCCAGACUUCCUGGUAGAACUUCGUCGCCAGAUGCAGAAUGCUAAUCCUAGUUUCACCACAUGAUGGAAGACUUGGAUUGUUUAAUAAAGUUUGGAUGAACAUGGAUUUGUCAAAUGCUUUAAAAAUACUUGGUCGCACUGCUACCUGUUGUUUAUGACUGUUGUUUUGUGGAACUCAUUUCUAAUAUAUGUAACUGAAAAUCAGAUUCAGAAUAUCAACAACGACUGUGUAUGUGUAAAUUGGGAUGUCGCUCAUUCAGGAUUCGUAUUUAAAGAUUUUUUUGUAUGCUUCA